This is a messenger RNA of Photinus pyralis (common eastern firefly), 2013 nucleotides long. Its product is annotated as nose resistant to fluoxetine protein 6-like. Lineage: Eukaryota; Metazoa; Arthropoda; Insecta; Coleoptera; Lampyridae. Gene Ontology annotation, molecular function: acyltransferase activity, transferring groups other than amino-acyl groups. The record is from RefSeq and is a predicted model, not a curated record. The coding region runs from base 212 to 1936 and encodes 574 amino acids. The transcript is spliced from 12 exons.
GGCUACGGUUUUCGUAAUUUUGCUUUUAGCAUUUACAACAGUGGACGGAGCCUACUUGGGAGAAAAAUUCGCUGUUCUUUCAUCACCAACUCUAUUUUCGAAAGCAAUUGAACGGUAUUUGUCCCAAAAACCCCCGCUGAUAUACGACUGUCGUGUUCAAUUGACACACUACGUAUCUAGUCUUCGAAAAGAAUGGCGUUGGGCAUUAAAUAUGUAUGACGCUACCGGAAAGCUUCCGCCUGGAGUACUUAAGGGCAAUUUCUUCCAAUUCGGUGCGUUUGAUCAAUGUAUCGAAAUUGAGGAUGUUGGCAAUGAUACUAAAAGCCUUACGGGAAAGUAUUGCCUUGGAUCCCUUUCCAUACCUAAUGAAUAUAUCAGGCAGCUCGAAUCUUUGCCGUCCGAUAUGGAAGUACCAAGUGAAAUGAAAUUCUCAGUUUGCUUUCCAAAUUCAUGCUCUGGUAGCGACAUUGCGAAGCUAGCAAAGGGAAUAGGACUUAAUUUAACAGUUCACGAAGCGGACUGCCAAACCAAAGCAACACAACCCAAAAUUACCCCUGGAGGAUACACUACUCUGGCGCUGUUGGUCCUCAUCCUAAUACUCAUCAUACUUUCGACUACCUACGAAUUGACCUGUGCAGGGAAGCAACAUUGGGCGUUAAAAUCGUUUUCACUUCGUACCAACGGUAAACUCAUUUUCGAUGUUGUCGGUUCAGACCACAACAAGAUCACUACGUGUUUCUAUGGAUUACGGGUACUAGCUAUGUUAGACGUGAUCAUGAUCCACGUAUACUGUUUGCGAUUUAUGACCCCGAUUAUGAAUAGCUACAGUACAUACUAUUGGGAGCAUGACUUACAGGGCAUCGUAAUAAUACAUUCAAGAUUGGCUAUGGAAAUAUUUUUCUUCAUCAGCGGGUAUUUGGCUCUGUGUAAUUUUUGGCAAAAGGCGUCAAGAGGUAAUAAAUUUAACAUUUGCGCUCAUUACAUCGGAAGAUAUUUAAGGCUUACACCGUCUGUUGUCGUUAUUUUAUUAAUUCAAUUAACGUGGUUUAAAAAUGUCGGUUCUGGUCCACUUUGGAAUCAGGUAGAUGGCAUGGUUGCGCCGUGUGUAUCCAAUUGGUGGGCGUACCUACUGUACAUUCAAAAUUGGAUGCCCGAAAUGUGCCUGCCAGGAACAUGGUACCUCUCCAUCGACUUUCAGUUGUUUAUCCUUUCACCGAUUUUGCUGAUACCACUGAAACGUUGGCCGAAACGAACACUGAUUGCUGCGAUUUGCUUAACGGUACUAUCAUGCCUAAGUACAUUUCUUCUUGCUUGGACAAUGAAAAUACAUGUGCACCUUUGGAAAUUUACCUACAAUUACAGCAAGUAUGUUUAUUAUUUUACGCCAACAUGGGCCACUACAUGGCUAUUUGGGUUUAUAUUCAGUUACAUUAUUUUCGUAAAUAAUAAGGAGAAGAAAGUUUCUGCGAAAAAUAAGCGGCUGAAACUAGUGUUAUUAACGGCUUCAAUAAUUGUAAUAAUUGCUUCUCUGUUUGGAGCGUAUCACAUACACAAUUCAGAGUACAACCGCUUGGAGCAAUCUGUCUAUAUUGCUCUGAUACGGCCAACUUUUUUAUUGGCACUAGGAUCUAUAGUAUAUUGCUGCUAUACCGGGCAUGGAGGUAUCGUCAACAGAUUUUUAUCCCACCCAUUUUUUGAAGUAGUGUCAAGAUUGUCGUACAACAUGUAUUUGUUCCACCCAUUCGUAAUCUACUACAGUACUCUAUCUAUUCGGGUAGCACCUUUUGUGACGAGCUACAGUUACUCAGUUAGCGAUUUUGCGGGCUGUGUGUUUCUUACAUUCUUUUUAUCUCUAGUGGCGUCUUUAACAGUUGAACUGCCUGCCCAACAUUUUGUAAAUGCUCUCAUGAAUUACACCAAACAGAAGAAUGUAUAAUAAACGUGUUGUGCAUUUUGGAAUAAUGCGCCCCGUUUAUAAUUAUAACUGAAUAAAUCAUAAACCUAAUAUGCUAA